Molecule: messenger RNA, 546 nt
Organism: Prosopis cineraria
Lineage: Eukaryota; Viridiplantae; Streptophyta; Magnoliopsida; Fabales; Fabaceae
Exons: 1
Coding region: 108-368 (86 amino acids)
Source: RefSeq, a predicted model, not a curated record
UCGUCUGCUCCAUCAAAACCAAAUCCCGCUAGGGUUCCAUUACUCACCCCGUUCCUUUUCUGUCAUACGAAAAGCAAAGCAAACAGUGUUUUAAGGAGAAUUAUAAGAUGAGUUCUGCAAGCAAAGCUUGGAUUGUGGCAACAAGUGUUGGAGUUGUUGAGGCCUUGAAGGACCAAGGAGUUUGCAGAUGGAACUCUGCUUUAAGGUCAGCUCAGCAACAUCUGAAGAACCAAGCGAGGUCCAUCUCUCAGGCUAAGAAGCUUUCUUCUUCUGCUAUGGUUUCCAGAAGACUCAAGGACAAGAAGGCAAAGCAAUCAGAAGAGUCCUUGAGGACCGUGAUGUACUUAAGCUGUUGGGGUCCCAAUUAAAGCAGAAGAGAAGCCAGAAAAGAACGUUUUUGUAAUUAAUUCUUGGUUCUAAGCUUCCUCUAACCAGAAAAGGGGGGAUGAGUUUUCUGGUGCCAUAUUAGCUUUAGUUGAUCCUCCAUGGUGACAGAAUGAUGUAAAUUUUGACAAGCACUAAUCGAAUUGUCAGAUUUUUUCUUUU